AACACCUGAUUGGUCACACCAAUUUCCCCUUUUAAACUGUCCAAAUUGAAAACCAAAAGCCCCGUCAAAAAAUAUAUGCCAUAGAACUUAUUAAGGUCGGCCAUGGAUGCGCCGCCCAGAAACACUGGUGGACUCCACCGCCUUUCUCACCAGAUUUUUAUGCACAUUACCUAUAUAUACCCAAUUUCCCCAUCUCCCCCACCGACAAUUCAUCUUCAAUGCAUCCUCCGUCUUCUUCUUCGCUUUCUCCGACUGCCUCCGAUUCCAUUCCACUUGUUCCGUCUCCUUUUCCGAUCUCACACCAGCAGCCGGUUCCCAAUUCAGUGGCCUUUGAUGCGAUGAUGACGACAAUCGGAGAAAGGGAAGUGGUUCCCCAACCGUUGGAGUGUCUACAAGGGAUACAAAUUCCGCCAUUCUUGUCCAAAACCUUUGAUUUUGUGGAUGACCCGAAUCUAGAUCCGAUUAUCUCAUGGGGUAGCAAUGGGCAGAGCUUCGUGGUUUGGGAUCCGAUAGAGUUCGCCCGAAUAAUCUUACCCAGAAACUUCAAACACAACAAUUUCUCGAGCUUUGUUCGACAACUUAACACAUAUGGAUUUCGCAAGAUUGAUACAGACAGGUGGGAGUUUGCGCACGGAAGUUUCUUGAAAGGAAAGCGGUAUCUUUUGAAGAACAUUCAAAGGCGUAAAUCGAAUCAGUCUACAAAUGACGAAGCAAAUAACCAGUCGAUCGAAGCUGAAGUCGAACGAUUGCGGAAAGAAAAGACGGAAAUGAUGCAAGAAGUUAUCGAGUUACAACAUGAACAGCGUGAAACGCAUCGGUAUAUGGAAUCCGUAAACGAAAAACUCAAAGCAGCCGAACACAGUCAGAAGCAAAUGGUGUCGUUUUUGGGUAAAGUGAUUGGAAAACCAACAUUCUUGUCUUCUUUACGAGCGAAGAAAGAACAGCAGAUUCGUAUUUCGGCUCCGAGAACUGCUCGAAAGUUCGUUGAAUAUCAACCCCAUGAAUUGAUUCCUCUUUCGAAUCUUGAUUUCGGUAUAGAAACCCAUGAUCACGAUUCGAAAGGGAAAACCAUGUUAGAUAUGCAAUCGGAGGCCGGACCGGAGGACUACUUAUCUCCGCCGGCGGAUUUGGUUAAAGGGAAGAAGGUGUUGGAGCCCAUUUCCGGUGGGAUUGAAGACAUUACUGUGAAACAAGAGGAUAUUUGGAGCAUGGGUUUUGAGACGAAUGCAGAGACAUGGACCGAUCUUGGAAACUAUGAGUUGCCGGAGUUUGGUGCCGGCCGUGGCGACUUGUCGGAAUUAUGGAAUUUAGGAACUUCAGGUGGUGAUAAUUGGCAGAGUGAGGAUAUUAGUUUCGAUGAUGAGAUUGGAACGCAACGAUAUCCGUAGGGGUUGAUUUGUGGAUUCCAACUCGUAAAAUAUUGAACGUUUUUAAUAAUUUUUUUUUUUAUUAAACUAGAUUUCGUGU
Cynara cardunculus var. scolymus (artichoke) is the source of this 1467-nucleotide messenger RNA. Its product is annotated as heat stress transcription factor A-3. NCBI's taxonomy places the organism in Eukaryota, Viridiplantae, Streptophyta, Magnoliopsida, Asterales, Asteraceae. Gene Ontology annotation, biological process: regulation of transcription by RNA polymerase II. Gene Ontology annotation, cellular component: nucleus. The record is from RefSeq and is a predicted model, not a curated record. Bases 219 to 1388 code for a protein of 389 amino acids. The transcript has 3 exons. Gene Ontology annotation, molecular function: DNA-binding transcription factor activity; RNA polymerase II cis-regulatory region sequence-specific DNA binding.